Molecule: messenger RNA, 2813 nt
Organism: Serinus canaria (Common canary)
Lineage: Eukaryota; Metazoa; Chordata; Aves; Passeriformes; Fringillidae
Gene: MRPL15
Product: mitochondrial ribosomal protein L15
Exons: 6
Coding region: 61-945 (294 amino acids)
Biological process (GO): translation
Cellular component (GO): mitochondrial large ribosomal subunit
Molecular function (GO): structural constituent of ribosome
Source: RefSeq, a predicted model, not a curated record
CUGCCGUAAAGCGCCGCGGCCGGGCGCGAUCCCCGCGGGCGCCCUUGGCAGGGAGCGGCCAUGAGCGGGAGCGGCGUGAACCGGGGCCUGGAGCUGCUGCGCUCGCUGCCCAGGGUCAGCCUGGCCAACUUAAGGCCCAACCCCGGCUCCAAAAAGCGGGAGAGAAGACGUGGCCGUGGAAGGUACGGGGGUAGGAAGUGUGGCCGAGGUCACAAAGGAGAAAGACAAAGAGGGAAUCGGCCCCGGCUGGGCUUUGAGGGUGGCCAAACUCCAUUUUACUUGGCCAUACCAAAAUAUGGAUUUAAUGAGGGACAUAGCCUCAGACGUCAGUACCAGCCUCUGAGUCUUCAGAGGCUGCAGUACCUGAUUGAUUUGGGCAGAGUUGACCCCACGCAGCCGAUUGACUUAACUCAGCUCACUAACGCCAGAGGUGUGACAGUGCAGCCUCUCAAGAGGGAUUAUGGUGUUCAGCUCGUGGAGGAGGGUGCUGAUAUUUUUGCAGCAAAAGUAAAUAUUGAAGUGCAGAGAGCAUCUGAAUUAGCAAUUGCAGCCAUUGAAAAAAAUGGAGGCGUAGUAACAACAUCAUUCUAUGACCCAAGGAGCUUGGAAAUUUUAAUCAAGCCAGUAGUAUUUUUCCUGCGUGGCAAACCUAUCCCAAAGCGAAUGCUCCCACCUGAAGACCUCGUCCGUUACUACACAGAUCCCAGGAAUCGGGGCUACCUGGCAGAUCCAUCUAAGGUUGCAGAAGCCAGGCUGGAACUUGCCAAGAAAUAUGGCUAUGUCUUACCAGACAUAACUAAGGAUGAACUCUUUAAGAUGUUAAGUGCACGCAAGGAUCCUAGACAGAUAUUUUUUGGUCUUGCUCCAGGAUGGAUUGUAAACCUGGCAGACAAGAAAAUUCUGAAACCAACUGAUGAGAGACUGUUGAAAUACUACAGCUCAUGAAUUCAGGACACAAUUGCAGGUGUACAGGAAACAUCUGGACAAUAAAAUGAAGCGGAUGAAUUUCUGUUGGUGUUUGUCAAUCAGCCCAGAUUUUUCCUUCACUCAACAACCUUCCUGAUCAAUUAAUAUGACUGUCUGUAAUCAUUCUUAUUCUGAUUAAAUAAUCUGAAAUCAAGAGAUUAAGAAUAAAAAGUCACUAAAUUUUGACAACUUACUCUUCAACUUCUAUUGUUCCUUGUUAAUGUGUGUUAAAUGGUAUCAGUAAUGGUCAUUCCCCUAACUUGGGGUUUAAGUAUAGGUGAAAUGUACCAAAACAACAACAAUAUAAAGUUGGACUAUGAAUAGCAGGAUUUUUGUUUUAGUGGCAUUAACAUUCAUAUUUGAUAAGGUGUCCAACACUUUUUUGGCACGUUAAGAAUAAUACUGUGUGCCAAAAAAACUACAGUUGGUGUUAACUUGAAUGUGAAGUAAAUAACUUUCUCACUUUAGAUGUAUCCUGUUCUGCAUCCUGAUGAUUGUUGGUAUGGAACCUUAAAUGACAAGCAAUACUUUUUUCUUUUUCUUUUUUUUCAAGUUUUUGUUAUUACAAUAACUUUACAAUAACAAUAUUACUACUGCCUCCAUUUGGGAAGGAGUUGGAGAGGGGGAAGAGUAUUUAUUGCCUUCCCUUAUUUGUGCCAUAAUGUUUCUGUUUUUAUGAAUCAAUUCACAAUUGUAUUUUGUGGAGGUGGUGGUACUCAACAGGAAAGCUACUUAACUGGAAGUGAAGAAGGAAGUUAGUCAUAUUAGUGAAGACCAGAAGACAAAAGUGUUUAUGUAUCAUUGUGUAUUUUGGGGAGGAGAAGAUGGGGGAAGGCAAGUUUGUUUCCAUUUCUGCUCUUUGUAUUAAAAUGAACAAAUUGCUCUCAGCAAUUUUUUUUUCUCAAUCAACUUCUUUAAUACACACACACGCGUGCAUGCACUGGUUUCUGUAAGUUUCUAAAUGGCUUUCAGGUGAAAGGGUAACUUGGAUAAAAUGAUAACAGUGAAAGAAAGAAUGAAAACAGGAAACAGAUGUCUGGUGACGUUGAGGGAUUGGAUAGCACUUAUUCAGUGAACGAUGUCUUAGUCACAAGGCAGCUGUAUCCUGGCUCUGAUACUACAACGCUACAAAUACCUUGGAGCCAAAACAGCCACGUUCCACAAAAUCCGGUCAUUCUACUUUAUAAAGGUGAUCUUUUAUCAUCUUAGAGUUGGAGAGGGCAAAAAAGGGCUAUAUGUUCCUUUAUUUAAAACAUGCAAUGCUUGUCUUUUUUUCUCACUUCUGUGAACAGUAGCCAGUAUUUUGUAUCAGUUGUUUGCAUUUUUAUUUACUAGUGCAAAAAGUCACAAAGCUAUAGAGGAUUUCCUGUUCAUUUUAUCUCAUCAGGAACACAAGUCUCCUAGCAACCAAAUACAGAGUUGUCAAAAGCACAAGAAAGUUAUUGACAAGGUUUCUAAUAAGUCUAUAAUAAACAGUGUCCCAAAGGACUGUUGUUUAUAUGUCAGACUUCCUGGGGCAAGACUAAGUCAAUGCUGGCAUAUAAUGCCAUUCUCAUUACUUGGGUGUAUGGACCAUGUUUUCAUGUUCGUAAGAUAAAAGAUUGUCUUGGAUAUCCUGUUUUGACAGGGCUUUUUCAUGUGCAACAAGUGUGACACGGCAAGAAGUACCCAAUCUACUGUAGGUGGAAAAGUAUAGGGUAGCUGAGGAAAAGGAGCUUUUAUUCGUGUCACAAAAUGCUGAAAGCCAUGUCAAUUUUUAUCAGCAAAAUCAUACUUCUGAAUGACUACUUGAUGAAACUGAUUACAGAUGUGAGACUACAAGUUAAAUAAAGGUCUGUAAACAUGUA